CGGCGCAGCGCCGCUGCAGAGGGCCGGGCGCGUGGGGACGCGGGAGUGCGGGCUUCUCCGCGAGCCGCGCGGCGCCGGAGCACGCUGGCCGCCUGAGCUCCGCGCGGAGCGAGCCGCCGCCACCCGCCCCUGCGCGCGCCCCGCCAUGGAGCCUUCGCACAAAGACGCCGAGACGGCGGCGGCGGCGGCGGCGGCGGCGGCGGCGGCGGCGGCGGCGGACCCCCGCGCCGCGUCCUCGUCCAGCGGGGUGGUGGUGCAGGUCCGCGAGAAGAAGGGCCCCCUGCGCGCCGCCAUCCCCUACAUGCCCUUCCCGGUGGCCGUCAUCUGCCUCUUCCUCAACACCUUCGUGCCAGGAUUGGGGACGUUUGUCUCGGCCUUCGCCGUGCUGUGCGGAGCCCGCACCGACCUCCCGGACAGGCACGUAUGCUGUGUCUUCUGGCUCAACAUCGCAGCGGCCCUCAUCCAGACCCUCACAGCUAUCGUCAUGGUGGGCUGGAUCAUGAGCAUCUUCUGGGGCAUGGACAUGGUCAUCCUGGCCAGCUACAAGGAGCAGGGCAUCCCACAGCAGCUGUGAGGCCGAAGGAGCCGCUGAGAAUUCCAGGGCAGGCCCAUGGGGGCCGUACCAGGCCGCGGGCGGCACCGGGACCUUUACACAUGCUCUUCUGCCGUGUCCUGGGGUCGGAGUGGAAGAGGGGUAUUUAAAAAACAGUAUUUAUUUUGAAAACGCAUCUGCUUUUCUUGGCAGGCUGCAAGACUGCCAACCCCCCGCCCCCCCACGCUCCAGAAAGACAGGCUCCCAGAGCAUCUCGGGGCGGGGGGGUUGUGUGGGGGCGGGGUUGCGGACAGCAAGGCUGGGAUGCUCGGCUCUCCUCUGCCCUGCACGUCUCCCUGCCCACUGUGAGGGCGCCCUGGAGCUGCCGGGUCAGGCAGCAGGGGCUCACCGAGGGGCAGGGUGCGGUGGACCCUUCCUCUGGGUCCCCAGCCCGUCUGAGUGUUUGCGCUGUGGUCUCCUGGGGGCCGCGCCAGGGCAGGAGUGAGGAUGCACACGUCCCCAGCCCAGUGUGGAAAGGCCUGCCGCGCCCUCCUGGGGAUGGACCCCUGAAAGUGUCUCCUGGCCCCGCGCUCCCUUACUGUAGCCUACCCUUCACCCACCCCCCUCCUUGCCACUGAAAUCUCUGGCCCUGGGUGUGUUUUGACCUUUGUUUCCCUAGAAGGCGGCCCGCGACUUCAUCCCUGGGCGAAACGGCUAGAAUUGCCAGGUGUUCAUACACAGAAUCCCCAGCGCAGGUGUGAGCAAGCACGGGCCAGCAGCCUUUCACAUUAUACUGAACGCCACUCCUGGUCAAUAGUCCUCCUAAAAUCCUUGGGGCUGGACGGGUCUCCAAAUUCAGAAAACGUGGAUUUGAGACAGAAUAAGACCCAUGUACCGUGCAUUUCCUAACACGCCCGCAGUCUGGAGCACCUCCCGACCAUCGAGCGCAUGACUGUUUUUGCAGAGAAUCCUGUGAAAAGUCAGACUAAUUGGGAUCAAUAAAAACCAUAAAUAGCCUCA
Molecule: messenger RNA, 1552 nt
Organism: Callorhinus ursinus (northern fur seal)
Lineage: Eukaryota; Metazoa; Chordata; Mammalia; Carnivora; Otariidae
Gene: STUM
Product: stum, mechanosensory transduction mediator homolog
Source: RefSeq, a predicted model, not a curated record